Molecule: messenger RNA, 10147 nt
Organism: Ochotona curzoniae (black-lipped pika)
Lineage: Eukaryota; Metazoa; Chordata; Mammalia; Lagomorpha; Ochotonidae
Gene: LRRK2
Product: leucine rich repeat kinase 2
Exons: 51
Coding region: 95-7684 (2529 amino acids)
Biological process (GO): protein phosphorylation
Molecular function (GO): ATP binding; protein binding; GTP binding
Source: RefSeq, a predicted model, not a curated record
GCAGGAGGCCUUGCAGGGCGGCGGGGCGCGGGGCUGGCCUGGGACACCCGAGGCCUCGGGGUUCCCAGGGUGACGGCCGGCUACCGGCGCCACCAUGGCCAGUGGCAGUGGCAGCAGUCAAGGGAGCGACGAUGAGGACGAGGAAAGUCUGAAGAAGUUGCUGGUCAGGCUAAACAACGUUCAGGAGGGCAAACAGAUCGAGACGCUGGUGCAGAUCCUGGAGGACCUACUGGUGUUCACGUACUCGGAGCGCGCCGCCAAGUUGUUUGCCGGCAAAAGCUUCCACGUGCCGCUCCUGAUCGUGCUGGACUCGUACAUGAGGGUCGCGAGCGUGCAGCAGGUGGGUUGGUCACUUCUGUGCAAACUAAUUGAAGUCUGUCCAGAUACAAUGCAAAGCUUGAUGGGGCCCCAGGAUGUUGGCAAUGAUUGGGAGGUGCUCGGAGUUCAUCAGCUGAUUCUGAGAAUGCUCACGGUGCACAAUGCUAGUGUCCGCCUCCUGACAGUGGGGCUCAAGGCCUUGGAGCUCCUCCUGACUUCAGGUAAAAUCACUUUGCUGAUCCUGGAGGAAGAGAGCGACAUUUUCCUGUUGAUAUUUGAUGCUAUGCGCACAUUCCCAGCCAAUGAUGAGAUCCAGAAGCUUGGCUGCAAAGCGCUGCACGUGCUGUUUGAGAGAGUCUCUGAGGAACAGCUCACUGAGUUUGUUGAGAACAAAGACUACAUGGUGCUGCUUAGCACAUUAAAAAGCUUUCACGACGAAGAGGAAAUUGUCCUGCAUGCAUUGCACUGUCUACACUCGCUGGCCAUUCCCUGCAACAACGUGGAAGUUCUCAUGAGCGGCAAUGUCAGGUGUUACAACAUUGUGGUGGAAGCCAUGGAAGCAUUCCCUCUCAGUGAGAAGAUUCAAGAAGUGAGUUGCUGCUUACUCCACAGGUUGACACUAGGCAAUUUUUUCAACAUCCUGGUGUUAAACGAGGUGCACACGUUUGUGGUGAGAGCCGUGCGGCGGUAUCCCCAGAACGCGACGCUGCAGAUCUCGGCCCUUGGCUGCCUCGCACUGCUCACUGAGACGAUUUUUUUAAAUCAAGACCUAGAGGAUAAGAGUGAGACUCAAAAUGGCGAGGAGGAGGAGGAGGAAGACAAGCUGUUCUGGCUGGAAGCCUGUUACAAAGCACUCACAGGGCACAGGAAGAACAAACAUGUGCAGGAGGCGGCGUGCUGGGCCCUGAACAACCUUUUGAUGUACCACAGCAGCCUGCAUGAGAAGAUAGGCGAUGAGGAUGGCCAGCUCCCAGCGCACAGGGAGGUGAUGCUGUGCAUGCUGAUGCACUCCUCAUCAAAGGAAGUGUUCCAGGCAUCUGCAAACGCACUCUCGACCCUCUUAGAGCAGAACGUUAAUUUCAGAAAGAUACUACUGUCCAAAGGGAUCUACCUCAAUGUUCUGGACUUGAUGCAGAGGCAUGCACAUUCUCCAGAAGUGGCUGAGAGUGGCUGCAAGAUGCUCAACCACCUGUUUGAAGGCAGUAAUAUUUCCCUGGAUACAAUGUCAGCGGUGGUCCCCAAAAUCAUCACAGUUAUGAGAAGCCAUGAGCCAUCAUCACCCGUGCAGCUGGAGGCACUUCGAGCUAUUUUACAUUUUAUAAUGCCAGGCAUACCGGAAGACUCCAGAGAGGAGACGGAAUGUCAGCGGAACCUAAAUGUGGUGAGAAGGCAGUGUUUCAGGAGUGACAUCCACAAAUUGGUUCUGGCAGCUUUGAACAGGUUCAUUGGGAAUCCUGGGAUUCAGAAAUGUGGAUUGAAAGUAAUAGCUUCAAUAGCACACGUACCUGAUGCCCUGGAGGUGCUGUCCCUGGAUGGGGCCAUUGACUCGGUGCUCCACACGCUGCAGAUGUACCCGGAUGACCAAGAAAUUCAGUGUCUUGGUUUAAGUCUCAUAGGAUGCUUGAUGACCAAGAAGAAUGUGUGCACAGGAGCUGGGCAUCAACUGGCAAAAAUUCUUGUUUCCAGUUUACAGCGAUUUAAGGAUGUUCCUGAGGUGCAGGUGAAGGGGUUCCUGGCCAUCUUGGCAAUACUUGAACUGUCAGUGUCUUUUUCCAAGUUGUUGGUCCACCAUUCAUUUGAUUCCGUGAUAUUCCAUCAGAUGUCUUCCAGUAUUACAGAACAAAAGGACCAACAGCUCCUGAACCUCUGUUGCAAGAGUUUUGCCAAGUUAGCCCUGGAUGAUGAGCUGAAGGGAGCAAUGCUGCAGCGGGCCUGCGACCAGAACAGCAGUGUCAUGGUGGAGUGCCUGCUGCUCCUGGGAGCGGACGCCAACCAAACCAAGGAGGGCACUUCCUUAAUCUGCCAGGUCUGUGAGAAAGAGAGCAGUCCCAGACUGGUGGAGCUGCUGCUCAACAGCGGGUCCCGGGAGCAGGAUGUGCGCAGGGCACUGGCCAUCAGCAUCCGGAAGGGCGACAGCCAGGUCAUCAGCCUGCUCUUGAAGAGGCUGGCCCUGGAUCUGGCUAACAACAGCAUCUGCCUUGGGGGAUUUGGCAUCGGCAAGAUUGAGCCUUCUUGGCUUGUUCCUCUGUUUCCAGAUAAGACGUCUAACUUAAGGAAGCAGACAAAUAUAGGAGCUGUACUAGCGAGAAUGGUUCUGCGAUACCAGAUGAAAAGUACGGUGGAGGAGGGAGCCUCCCCAGGCGGUGAGGAAAACUUUUCUGAGAGUGUCCUGGACAAGUUCGAUGAGUGGGCUUUCAUUCCCGACUCCUCGAUGGACAGUGUGUUUGGUCAGAGUGACGAUCUGGACAGUGAAGGAAGUGAGGGCUCACUUCUUAUGAAAAAGAAAUCAAAUUCAAUUAGUGUGGGAGAGUUUUGCCGGGAUCCUGGAUUGCAACGCUGCUCCCCGAAUCUGCCCAGGCAUUCCAGUUCACUGGGACCCUUUUUUGAUCAGGAAGAUGUACAGAGGCGGAAAAAAAUCUGGUCGUCCGAUGAAUCGUCCAGGUCCACCAGGCUCCAGCCCCACGUGAGGCAGUCAGAGAGCACGUCUUCCCUGGUGUCCGAGAGGGAGUACAUCACGUCUCUUGACCUCUCGGCCAACGAGCUCCGGGACGUGGACGCCCUCAGCCACAGGGGCUGCCUGAGCACCCACCUGGAGCACCUGGAGAGGCUGGAGCUGCAGCAGAAUGCACUCGCCAGCUUCCCCCAGCCGCUCUGUGAGACCCUGAAGUGUUUGACACACUUGGACUUGCACAGUAAUAAAUUUACGUCAUUUCCCCCUUACUUGUUGAAAAUGAGCUGCAUCUCCAACCUCGACGUCUCUCGCAAUGAGAUUGGGCCCUCCAUAGUCUUGGAUCCCACGGUGAGGUGUUUGACGCUGCGGCAGCUGAAUCUGUCCUAUAACCAGCUGUCAGCUAUCCCGGAGAGCCUCCCGGAGGUGGCGGAGAGAUUGGAGCAGCUCAUCUUAGAAGGAAAUAAAAUAGCAGGCAGGUGUUCUCCAUUGAGCCUGAAGGAGCUGAAGAUUUUAAACCUCAGUAAAAACCUCAUUUCAUCCCUCCCAGAGAACUUUCUGGAGGCUUGUCCUAAAGUGGAGAGUUUCAGUGCCAGAAUGAAUUUCCUUGCCGAUAUGCCUUUCUUGCCUUCCUCUGUGACAAGCAUCAAGUUAUCUCAGAACAAAUUUACAAGUGUUCCAGAAGCAAUCUUAAAUCUUCCACACUUGCGGUCCCUGGACAUGAGCAGCAAUCAGAUUCAGCACCUGCCAGGCCCUGCACACUGGGCGUCCUCCAACUUAAGGGAACUAUUGUUUAGCUCUAACCAGAUCAGCGUCUUGGACCUGAGUGAAAAGGCGCAAGCCUGGUCCAGAGUGGAGAAGCUGCACCUGUCCCAGAAUAAACUGAAAGAGCUUCCUCCUGAGAUUGGCUAUCUGGAAAACCUCACCUCCCUGGAUGUCAGCUACAACUCGGAACUCAGAUCCUUUCCCAACGAAAUGGGGAAGUUGAGCAAAAUAUGGGAUCUCCCUCUGGAUGAACUGCGUCUUAAUUUUGAUUUCAAACAUAUAGGAUGCAAAGCCAAAGACAUCAUCAGGUUUCUCCAACAGCGGCUAAAAAAGGCCGUGCCCUACAACCGAAUGAAGCUCAUGAUCGUGGGCAACACUGGGAGUGGCAAAACCACGUUGCUGCAGCAGUUGAUGAGAGCCAAGCGAGCGGACGUUGGCAUGCAAGGCGCCACUGUCGGCAUCGACGUGAAGGACUGGCACAUUCAGAUCAGGGGCAGAGGGAGAAGGGACCUUGUGCUGAACGUCUGGGACUUCGCAGGGCGAGAGGAGUUCUACAGCACGCACCCCCACUUUAUGACACAGCGUGCACUGUAUCUUGCUGUCUAUGACCUCAGCAAGGGACAGGCUGAAGUUGAUGCCAUGAAACCCUGGCUCUUCAACAUAAAGGCACGAGCGUCGUCUUCACCGGUGAUCCUCGUGGGCACACACUUGGACGUUUCGGACGAGAAGCAGCGCAAGGCCUGCAUUGGCAAAAUCACCAAGGAGCUCCUGAAUAAGCGAGGAUUCCCCGCCAUCCGGGACUACCACUUCGUCAACGCCACCGAGGAAUCCGACGCUCUGGCCAAACUCCGGAAGACCAUCGUCAACGAGAGCCUGAACUUUAAGAUCCGAGAUCAGCCUGUUGUUGGGCAGCUGAUUCCAGAUUGCUACGUCGAACUUGAGAAAAUCAUUUUAUCCGAACGUAAAAAUGUGCCAAGCGAAUUUCCUGUAAUUGACCGGAAACGAUUAUUACAGCUGGUGAAAGAGAGUCAGCUGCAGUUGGACGAAAACGAGCUUCCUCACGCCAUCCAUUUCCUCAAUGAAUCAGGCGUCCUUCUUCAUUUCCAAGACCCGGCACUGCAGUUGAGUGACUUGUAUUUUGUGGAACCCAAAUGGCUCUGCAAAGUCAUGGCCCAGAUUUUGACGGUGAAAGUGGAAGGCUAUCCUAAACAUCCUAAGGGAAUUAUUACACGUAGAGACGUGGAGAAAUUUCUUUCGAAGAAAAGGAGAUUUCCAAAGAACUACAUGACACAGUAUGUUAAACUCCUAGAAAAAUUCCAGAUUGCCUUGCCAAUAGGAGAAGAGUAUUUGCUGGUUCCAAGCAGUCUGUCUGACCACCGGCCAGUCAUCGAGCUUCCGCACUGCGAGAACUCCGAGAUCAUCAUCCGACUCUAUGAAAUGCCUUAUUUCCCGAUGGGAUUUUGGUCAAGGUUAAUCAACCGGUUGCUUGAGAUUUCACCUUACAUGCUUUCAGGAAGAGAGCGCGCACUCCGCCCCAACAGGAUGUACUGGCGCCAGGGCAUCUACUUGAACUGGUCUCCGGAAGCUUACUGCCUCGUGGGAUCCGAAGUCGUGGACUCUCACCCAGAGAGCUGCUUACAGAUCACUGUGCCUUCAUGCAGGAAAGGCUGCAUUCUGCUGGGCCAAGUCGUGGACCACAUAGAUUCUCUCAUGGAGGAAUGGUUUCCUGGCUUGCUGGAGAUUGACAUUUGUGGUGAAGGAGAAACUCUGCUGAAGAAAUGGGCUUUGUAUAGCUUCAAUGAUGGUGAAGAACAUCAAAGAAUCUUGCUGGAUGACUUGAUGAAGAAAGCCGAAGAAGGAGACCUCCUGGUAAAUCCUGACCAACCCAGACUCACCAUUCCCAUAGCUCAGAUUGCCCCCGACUUGAUCCUGGCUGAUCUACCUAGGAACAUUAUGUUGAAUAACGAUGAGCUGGAAUUCCAACAGGCGCCAGAGUUCCUCUUAGGCGAUGGCAGUUUCGGAUCCGUGUACCGGGCGGCCUACGAGGGAGAAGAAGUGGCGGUGAAGAUUUUCAACAAGCACACGUCGCUCCGGCUGCUGAGACAGGAGCUGGUGGUGCUCUGCCACCUGCACCACCCCAGCCUGGUCUCACUGCUGGCGGCUGGCAUCCGCCCUCGCAUGCUGGUGAUGGAGUUGGCUCCCAAGGGCUCCUUGGAUCGGCUGCUACAGCAGGACAAGGCCAGCCUCACCAGGACGCUGCAGCAUCGGAUCGCCCUCCACGUGGCCGACGGCUUGAGGUACCUGCACUCGGCCAUGAUCAUCUACCGGGACCUGAAGCCACACAAUGUUCUUCUCUUCACCCUGUACCCCAAUGCUGCCGUCAUUGCCAAGAUUGCCGACUAUGGCAUCUCCCAGUACUGCUGCAGGAUGGGCAUCAAGACCUCUGAGGGCACGCCAGGGUUUCGUGCACCUGAAGUUGCCAGAGGAAAUGUCAUUUAUAACCAACAGGCUGAUGUUUAUUCAUUUGGUUUGCUGCUUUAUGACAUUCUGACCGCUGGAGGUAGGAUAGUGGAGGGCUUGAAGUUUCCCAAUGAGUUUGAUGAAUUAGCAAUACAAGGAAAGCUGCCCGAUCCAGUUAAGGAGUACGGCUGCACCCCGUGGCCCAUGGCUGAGAAGUUAAUUAAAAAAUGUUUGAGAGAGAAUCCUCAAGAAAGGCCUACUUCUGCCCAGGUCUUUGACAUUUUGAAUUCAGCUGAGCUGAUCUGUCUGAUGAGACACAUUCUGAUCCCGAAGAGUGUGACUGUUGAGUGCCUGGUGGCUUCAAACCCCGGCAGCAAAAGUGCGAGCAUCUGGCUGGGCUGCAGCCACACUGACAGGGGACAGCUCUCGUUUCUCGACUUGAACACGGAAGGACACACAACGGAGGAAGUUACUGACAGUAGAGUCUUGUGCUUGGCCUUGGUCUACCUUCCUGUUGAAAAGGAAAGCUGGAUUGUGUGUGGAACUCAGUCUGGGACCCUUCUGGCCAUCAGCACGGAGGAUGGGAGGAGGAGACACAACCUGGAGAAGAUGACAGACUCUGUCACCUGCUUGUACUGCAAUGCCUUCCCUAAGCAAAGCAGGCAAAAAAACUUUCUUCUGGUGGGAACUGCUGAUGGCAAGCUAGCGAUUUUUGAAGACAAGACUGUGAAGUGUGAAGGGGCCGCACCUUUGAAGAUACUCAGCAUAGGCAAUGUGAGCACCCCACUGAUGUGUCUGAGUGAAUCCAUGAAUUCAACGGAAAAAAACACAGUGUGGGGAGGAUGCGGCACAAAGAUUUUCUCGUUGUCUCAUGAUUUCACCGUCCAGAAACUCAUUGAAACCAAGACAAAUCAAUUGUUUUCUUAUGCAGCUUUCGGUGACUCCAACAUCAUAGCAGUGGCGGUGGACACGGCUCUCUACAUUGCUAAGAAAAACAGCCCUGUUGUGGAAGUGUGGGAUAAGAAAACGGAAAAACUGUGCGAGCUGAUAGACUGCGUGCACUUCUUAAAGGAGGCAGUGGUGAUGGUGAACCAGGAGUUGAAGCACAAACUGCUGUACUCUGGGCGAGUGAAGGCGCUCUGCCUGCAGAAGAACACGGCGCUCUGGAUAGGCACCGGCGGCGGCCACAUCCUGCUGCUGGAUCUUUCUACACGGCGCAUGAUCCGCAUCAUCUACAACUUCUGUGACUCUGUGCGAGUCAUGACGACCGCGCAGUUAGGCAACCUUAAGAAUGUCAUGCUGGUCCUGGGAUACAACCGGAAAAGUGCUGAAGGUAGGCAGUCACCCAAAAAAAUACAAUCUUGCUUGUCUAUUUGGGACACCAAUCUUCCGCACGAAGUACAAAAUUUAGAGAAACACAUUGAAGUGAGGAAAGAAUUAGCUGAGAAAAUGAGAAGAACAUCUGUCGAGUAAGAGGGAGAUAAGGAAUCUAAGGACGAGAAACUCUGGUUCUCCUGUAAAUACUGAUUUCAAAAUGUUUACACUGAGAAGGGCAAUUCCGCCCUGGAAGGAGCGUCUGUGUACACAAGGGAUGUGGAGACUGGAAGGAAAAAGAUAAGUUUAUGUCAUUGUAGAAAAUUGCGAUCCGUGCUUUCAAGGGGUCUCCAGGAAGUUCGUGGAAACAUGUUAGGUGAAGAAAAAGGCAUGGAUUUCAAUUUUUUUGUGCCAAAGUCAAUUAUCUUUUAAUUUCAGUUUUUAUGCAAACUCCUUUAAGUAUUUUGAUUUUUUAAUUAUUUAAAUCUUUGUAAAAAUAGUUAUUAGUGAAAGUAUGUUUUAAGGGACUAUUUAAAAAACCAGUGUUAUAUAGUCUUGUAUAUGCUAAUUGAUUUGGUAAGUUAAAUCAUGAAAAGAAAUGUAUGAAAUACUCGCAGUACUCGUAGGAUAGUUUACAAAGUUAGCUCUGUUUCCUCUUCUUGAUGGAGGCUAAUUUUAUUUUAAAUUCUGGGUUUCAGACAGGACUGGUGCCUGCUUGCUUUCUUAAGAUUCUACAAAGUAGAAUGAAAUAGAGCUGUUUUUCCUAUAUCCUUCCUCCAGUUGCUUUUAAAUGUGUUGCCUUAGACAAGUGGAGUUGCACUGAUAAAACCCUUGGUGGGGGAAUGGCAGUUCUCUUUGCUCCCAGAUGAAGCAGGUCGCCUCACAGCACUUGGUUGUACCUGAAAGAAGUCACCAAAGUCUGAUGGAAGAACAUGACCUAGCAUCCUCCUGGUGAUGUGUGGGACAGACAUGGCUGCAUGGUGGCUACCCGAGAUUUCCGACAACAUCAGGCAAGCACUGUCCUGGGGACGAGUGGGUUCUGCUGACCAGAAUGUAACUUCCAGCCUUGGCUGGUGUAAGUAUGCUGUUCAUUUCCUCAAGGCACUGGGAUGCUUCAUUCACUAAGGUUCUCAGUGGGAAGGCACCCUCUCGGCAGGUGUAUCUCUGGUUUCUACUCCCGUUUCCUCUGAACACAUCACCUUACACACCCUUCAUGACAUACACAGAAACCCUGACAAGUGCGAGGACGCUUCCCAAAGUAUGCGGGGAAUUAAAAGGCAAGUUUGUUUGAGUGUGACAGGUUUUUAAAAGUAUACAUAUUUUUCCAUAGUAUGUAUCCCCGUGGAUUUUUGAGAUUGCUUGUAUGCAUGGGUUCAAGCAUUUCUGCAUCAGAUAUUUUUCAGAGAUGUGAAAACACAGUGAGGUAGAAUAGCCAUUUAUAUCUAUGCUCCCCGAACGUCUGCAGUGAUGAGAGCUGGGGUGCGGCUGGGGCCAGGCCCAGAUACUUGGUCCCCCAAAUGGAUGGUGGGAGGCCACCUGAGCCAUGCCUUCUUUGCUCCAUGAUUGUUGUUACAAAGGAAAGAGUUAGGGGCUAGACCUGAGAAGUCAUCCAACUACCCCAGUUUGGAAGGUCGGGCAGCUCAACCACUAGGCUAAAUAUCUGAUUCCCAGAUAAAUGUAACUUUUUCUGAUAUUUUCCCCCCACCAACUUUUUGAAGUGUCCUUGACUGUCCUAUGUAGCACUCUGCAUGUUGCUGAAGAAGAAAGUGAUUUUGGCUGCGAUAGGUUGAAACACACACUGACCUAGUCUCCCAAAUGAUACCCACAUUGGUUAAAUAUCUUCCCACAGGAGGAGCAUCAAGGCAGACUCCCUGUUUAAUAAAAUAAUUUGAGUGUCAUUUCAGCUUUAAGAAAAACAUUUCUGGUAAAUCCUUUUGUCCUGGUCAGUAUUCAUCAUUUUAAACAUUUCCCUAUGAUAAGAUUACCAGUCUGAUUAAUAGGACAACUAAUCUAAUUAAUAAGAUUAAGAGUCAGAUUAUUACUCUUAGAACUGACAUUUUGGAAUUUUCUUUAUAUUAAGAGUAAUGAAAUUCACAAACCUGAAAAAUGCCCCAACUUUCAAAGGGACCUGGGCCUUGUUACAUUAUUAACAAGAAAAAAGUGCAAAUUGGGGAUGGAGGUUUCUGCUCCUGGUUUGUCUCUCAUUAUUUUGUAUAUAUAUUAUAUAGGCAGGUUUUUUAAAAACAAUGACAAUCGUGGAAAAUAUGUAAAUCAACACUGUAUUUGAAUGAAAUAAACAUUUUAAAAAGCAUGUCUGUGCAUUUUACAACUUGGUGGUAAUGUUUUACUUGCAUAUCUGUGUAAUCCUGCUCAUCUGAAAGUUUGCUUUGAUUUGUGUAUGGAAUAUUUGCAUUUUAGGAAAGUGCCAAAGAAAUAUUUUUCUUGAGGAUUUAUAGGAUAUUUGAAUUUAAAUUUAUGGGAUAUUUUCUGUAAUACAAAAUUACCAGGACUUCAGGAGGAAGUCUGAUAGGCAUGACAUAUUUUUAAUUCUCAUAACAAUUUUUUGUAAUGUUUGCUCUUGAAUGUGAAGACAAAAAAUAACUUUAUAAUAAAUGGUGUAUA